Peniophora sp. CBMAI 1063 is the source of this 534-nucleotide messenger RNA. The record is from the annotation of a GenBank genome assembly. NCBI's taxonomy places the organism in Eukaryota, Fungi, Basidiomycota, Agaricomycetes, Russulales, Peniophoraceae.
AUGUCGAACUCGUCGCAAACUCUGAACGUCACUGCCCUCGCGACGCUCGACGGCAAGUCGAUCCUCCAGUGCUGGGCACUCCAGCCUGCUUUCACCACCUCGGCACAGACGGGCACUGCCGGCGCGGAGAUCCUCCAGCUCGGUGACCUUGCCAACGCGAGCUACUCGAUCAUCCCUGCGCGCUUCAACGCCGGUCAGCAUAACGCGCCCAACGUACAAUGGGUCGUCUUCCUCUCCGGCCUCGCGCAUAUCACUCUUCCGGAGGCGUCGCUCCCUAUCAGCAAUGACACCGACUACACGACGGAGGCAUGGGUCGCCGGAGGCAUCUACGGCACCAUCCUUGCGGUCGAUACUCAGGAGUCCAGUUCGUUCGGUCAUAUCACGGAGUACCCCUCUGGCGAAGAGACGCGUGCCCUGCAGAUCCCUACAGCUGGAGGCCUGAUCCCGAAUCACACUGUCCUUGACGCCACUGGGCCAUGCACGGAGUCGGAGCUGGUUGGGCGCAAGCGCGCAUUGAUUGAGGAGCUUGAUUAA